Messenger RNA from Thunnus maccoyii (southern bluefin tuna), 6782 nucleotides. Its product is annotated as glutamate receptor-interacting protein 2-like. The coding region runs from base 510 to 3959 and encodes 1149 amino acids. The transcript is spliced from 25 exons. Gene Ontology annotation, biological process: neurotransmitter receptor transport, endosome to postsynaptic membrane. Gene Ontology annotation, molecular function: protein binding. The record is from RefSeq and is a predicted model, not a curated record. NCBI's taxonomy places the organism in Eukaryota, Metazoa, Chordata, Actinopteri, Scombriformes, Scombridae.
AAGCUGGGAAGAGGGACAGGAAGAUAGCAGGAAUGACACAGAGAAUGGCAAAUAUAGAGAGACCGAAAGAAAGUAUGAAAGAGAGGUGACUGGACUCCGUUAGCAGAGAGAGAGAGAGAGAGGGAGAGAGAGAGAGAGAGCGAGAGAGAAAGAGAGAGAGAGAGAGAGAGAGAGACCAUUGGUGCCGCAGCGGGACCGACUGUCACACGGACUGUCAGCGGGGUCGUUACCGGAGAGAGCAGCCGCUACUCGCCGUUUAGCGAAAGCCACACCGGGGGAGAAACACAGGGGAGAAAGAAAGAAAAAGAAAGAAGAGAAGAAGUAAAGAAGAAGAAAUAAGGGGGAUCGUUAUAUUUGCUGUGGCUGCUGUCGCCUGCGUGUCAUCACCUCUACCGGACAGGAUCUACUGCCCUCAUUAUCAUCACUCCUCUUCAUCAUCCCUCAUCAUCAUCACUCUCAUCCUCCUCAUCAUUUAGACCUCUCCUCCUCUUCCCCUUUCCUUCAUCACCAUGCCGGGUUGGCGGAGAAACCUCACUUUCUGUCUGCAGCGGAUGCACGAGGAAGAUGACGGGCCGUAUGGAAAAACUAAGGAUAUCUCUGGACCAGAACACACCAUGGCCUCAAGAAGACACAGUAUACCAGAAGCUCUGCGGGGGGUGACCAUGGUGGAGCUGGUGAAGAAAGAGGGCAGCACACUGGGCCUCACAAUCUCAGGAGGAACUGACAAGGACGGGAAACCACGGGUAUCGAACCUACGGCCAGGAGGACUGGCGGCUAGGAGUGACCAGCUAAAUGUUGGUGACUACAUCAAGUCAGUGAACGGCAUCAAUCUGACCAAACUACGCCAUGAAGAGAUCAUCAGCUUACUGAAGAACGUAGGAGAGAGAGUUCUUCUGGAGGUGGAGUACGAACUGCCCCCAACAGCACCAGACAGCACCUCAGGGGUUAUCUCAAAGACAAUCGACAUCUGUUUGCACAAAGAGGGGAACAGCUUUGGUUUCGUCAUGAGAGGUGGUACCCACGAGGACUGGCACAAGUCACGCCCCCUAGUGGUCACCUAUGUCAGGCCAGGAGGCCCUGCAGACAGAGAGGGCACACUGCGUCCUGGUGAUCGUCUUCUCAGCGUGGACGGCGUGCCGCUGCACAAUGCCAACCACAGCGAUGCCCUCAGCGUGUUGGCUCAGUGCGGCCAAGAAGCCCUGUUCCAGAUAGAGUACGAUGUCACUAUUAUGGACACAGUGACGAACGCGUCCGGUCCAUUAUUGGUAGAAAUUGCCAAGACACCAGGAGCGACGCUGGGUAUCACGCUGACAUCAGCCAGUCAUCGAAACAAGCAGGUCAUUGUCAUCGACCGGGUUAAACCUGGCAGCGUGGUGGACAGAUGUGGAGCGUUGCAUGCUGGGGAUCACCUACUGUCCAUAGACGGAACAUCGACAGAACACUGUACAGUCCUGGAGGCAACACAGCUAUUAGCGAGCACAACAGAACUGGUCAAAUUGGAAAUACUCCCCUCCCACCAAACAAGGCUAACUGGGAAACAACACGACACUGUGAAGGUUCAGAAAUCGGACCACCCCCACUCCUGGGACCCUUGUGUGAACUAUUGUCACCCUCCCAACUCCACCCUCUGCAACACAAGCUCCACCCUCAACAAGUCGUGGACCGCUUCCAACAACAACACCAUCAACAGCCUCGACUACUGCAAGUCCCUGGUGUCAGCCAGUUUCUCUCCCGGGUCUACAACCACGUCAGGCCCGAGCAGCCAGAGCUCCAGCACCCUGCCCAGGCCUACAGUUCCCAUGAGUCCAAGGAACUCGCUGCUCAAACGACGACAGAGAAAGAAAGAACACAAAAGUUCCUUGUCCCUUGCAUCCAGUUCGGUGGGUCCUGGUGGUCAGGUGGUUCAUGUAGAGACCAGUGAGGUCGUCCUAACAGGUGACCCGCUUAAUGGCUUCGGUGUGCAGCUGCAAGGAGGAAUAUUUGCCACCGAAACACUAUCCGCACCCCCGCUCAUCCGAUUCAUAGAGCCCGACAGCUCCGCAGAGAGGUGUGGCCUGCUGCAGGUUGGAGACCGCCUCCUGUCAAUCAACGGAAUCCCAACAGAAGACGGAACACUGGAGGAGGCCAAUCAGCUUCUCCGAGACGCGGCACUGACCAAUAAGGUCACACUGGAAAUAGAAUUCGAUGUAGCAGAGUCAGUGGUGCCUAGUAGUGGUACUUUCCAUGUCAAACUGCCGAAGAAAAGAGGAGUGGAGCUGGGGCUCACCAUUAGUGCCAGUAAGAAGCCAGGAGAACCCCUCAUCAUUUCUGACAUCAAGAAGGGCAGUAUGGCCCACAGAACAGGAACAUUGGAGCCUGGUGAUAAGCUGUUGGCCAUCGACAACAUCAGACUGGAGAACUGUUCCAAAGACGAUGCGGAGCAGAUCCUCCAGCAGUGUGAGGAGCUGGUCAAACUAAAGAUCCGCAAAGAUGAGGACAACUCAGAUGAGCAGGAGACGUCGGGCAGCAUCAUCUACACAGUGGAGCUGAAGCGGUACGGAGGCCCUCUGGGUAUCACCAUCUCAGGCACUGAGGAGCCUUUUGACCCCAUCACUAUAUCUGGCCUAACCAAGAGAGGCCUGGCCGAGAGGACAGGGGCUAUUCAUGUAGGGGACAGGAUUUUGGCUAUUAACAGCGUGAGUCUUAAAGGCAAGCCUCUGAGUGAAGCCAUCCACCUGCUGCAGAUGGCUGGAGAGACGGUCACCCUCAAGAUAAAAAAACAGCUUGACACUUUUUCUCACCAAGAUGUGGAGGAGAGGAAAGCAGCAGAGGCAGACGACACGACAGAGAAUGAGCUCAGUGACCCUGAGGAGGAUGAUUUGACAGACAGCCAGCAGACCAAUAAGCUUUCAGAGCUUUACUCCACAACUAUACCCAGUGUUGACUCCGCCAUGGAGUCAUGGGAUGGCUCGGGGCUGGAUGCCGGCUAUGGCAGCCAGGGUACCUACAGCCACCAAGCAGCCGGUAUUGCCCUGCACCCUCAUGAGUGGCGUAGUGCUAAGCAGCAACGCAGCACCACGCCUCCUCCACGCCGGAAGAACUACCCCUUCAGUGAUGGAGGCUUCAGUGAAGAUGACUGGGACAAACCACCAGGAUUCAUUGGCCAACAACCAGACGGUAUUCUGUUGGAUCCAGAAGACAGUUUCUGGUGUCAGGCACUGGAGGACCUGGAGACCUGCGGCCAAUCAGAACUACUCAGAGAGAUCGAGGCAUCCAUCAUGACAGGCACAGCCAUCAGUCUGGGAGUAGACGGUGUCAACAAGCCUCCAGCUGAGCCCAUACUGAGCCACAGCAGGAUGAGCCCGUUGCGGAGAAAUUCCCUCCUGCACCAGGGAAACCUGCUCCACCAGGGUACACACCUCCACGAGGAGGUCCACCUGCAUGAAGAGGCCCAACUCCACCAAGACACCCACCUGCACCAGGAGGCCCAUUUCAACCAGGAUGCUCACAUGCACCAGGGGGUCCACAUCCACCAAGAGAACCAGUCCCCUCUUAUGCAUCAUGAGCCCAAGCCCAAGGCAUCAUUGAGAGUGUCAGAGAGGACGUGGGAGUCUCGUCGGAUUAAAGAGGAGAUGCAGGGGAUUCUGUCUCCAACACCUCUGGAGCUGCACAAAGUAACAGUGAUAAAAGACCCAGAGAGUGAUGACUUUGGCUUCAGUGUGUCAGAUGGCUUCUUGGAGAAAGGAGUUUACGUCAACAUGAUCCGACCUGACGGACCAGCUGACAGAGCCGGGCUCAAACCCUACGACAGAAUCCUGCAGGUGAACCAUGUAAGGACAAGGGACUUUGACUGCUGCCUGGCAGUGCCUCUGAUCACAGAGGCUGGAGACAGACUGGAGCUGGUCAUCAGCCGCAACCCACUGGCCAUCAAUGACACAGAGGACAAUAACAACACUUUAGAUCACCCGCUAGACCUGUAACACAGACACACACACACACACACACACACACAAACAAAGAGACAGAUGAAUCUCUAGACAUACACACACAUGCAUUCACUCUGUCACGUUCAGGCAGGAGACACACUAUAACUGGUGAUGAAGUGUAAACUAAAAAAAUCUUCAUUAACUUGCCAAAACACAAACACACACACACACAAACACUCCACCGGCUUGCAAUAAUUCUACUUAAACAGAGAGACUCCUACAGGAACACACACACACACACACACGCACACACUUGCAUGCUCACACAGUCACCCCCUCUUAUUCACACUGGGUUGAACUGCUGUCAUACAGUAUAUUUCUUUGUGGAAGCACCACCACAGAACACAGAAUGACCAGAGACUCUCCUGAGGGCUGGCUUGGAGUCUUCAGCACUGUUCCAACGUAAACAACCACUUACUUGGCACUUUAACUGGUUCUGAAAAUUUAAAUCUUUUUCGUACUUAAAACAAAUGAACAAAAUAUGCCAUUUGGGUGAGGUAAUUUUAGCUGUUUUUAAUGCCAGGCCACAGGCUUAUAGAAAUUUCCAGUGCUGAUGGUACCAGAGGGAUCUGCCUUAUUACACAAUAUUGUAAGUGAUUUUAGGAAAUUUCAAGUCGAACUGUGUUGAGAAAAGAGAGAUAUUGCCUCGCUCAGUUUGCAGAUUUCAUUUGUUUUAAGAAAGGAGACUCGACUGAAGAUUAAACAGAGUGUUUAUAAAGGAAUUGUUUUUUUUUAUAGUAUCUGACCACAGAUGUAGCCACUGUAGAAGUCCAUAUUGUUCAGAUACUGCUGCUCCAAUGCAAUUCCCAUGAAGAAUUUUUUGGAAAAGGUCAGGUUUAGCUCUCUUUUCCAGUUGUUGCACAAAGGCAGACUUCUACACUGGAUACCGCUGCACAUCAAAAGGUCAGCGCAGUGAUAUUAUCAAAAAAAAUCUAAAUUGGUGCCAUCAUUACAACAUCAAGACAAUGAUGUCAUUACAACUGCCAAACUGUUUUUUUUUAUCCAAUCAUCAAAGGGAAGAUAAAGAAGGAAAGGGAUUGUUUUCCUCUCCUAACAAAAAAUGGAAGUUAUUAGCAAAGGUUAUUGUUGCUGCAGUACAAAUGAACAGCUGUGCUUGUGGAGAUGUCCCGGAGAAAACCUUGCCUACAGAAGAACAUCUUCCUGCAAAGACAUUUCAGAGAUUUUGUUUUACUAUUUUCAGUUUAUUUAUUUAUUUUUUGGACAAAUGUUGGGAGAGUUGCCCAUCUACAUCGCCCCAAUGUGUCACCACAGUUGUCUUAGAGCUCAUCUCAUCUCAGCUGAUUGCUGCCUACAAAGUCAAAGAGCAGUAGUUACUAUGUAUGCGUUAUAAACAGCAAAGAUCAUGAUUGAGAUCGAGGUCAAGCAUAAUCAGAAAUAACACUGAUUUAUACCAUUUAAAGGUGUUGUGUGAAACAUUUAUGAGAGAUCAUUACCACAUUGAUUUUGAGACAUUAGAAUAAUUGCCAUAAACAAACAAGGCCAAAUAGCCUUUCAGCAGCCUCAAAACUGUAUUUUACUCUGUGAGCCAGAGGGUCAGAUUUUAGGAAUAAUUGCCUCAUGACACAAACAAGGAAUAAAUCACUGCUCUUCAACAACAAACAGUGCUGUAGCUUGAGUCUCUCGUGAGAGCUGAUGGUAUAAGAAAUCAAAGGCUAAUAUGAACAGUUAUCUUUAUAGUAAACAGAAAAAUAUGUGAUAUGGGAUUAAAUUGUAAUUUCCUCUGGCAUACACCGAAACACCUAAAAAUACAAAUGGGCUAUUCACAGCAUUCUGCAGUUCACCUGCUUUAGGCUGGUACCUGCAAGACCAGUGCUGACUCAACAAAAAUAAAGGGCCACAGGUAACAGCAAAAAUGAUUUCCCAGAGAAAGACACAUAACUUAGGAGCCUACAUUAUUUUUGAAGGUUCUCAUUUUCUCCCAUAAGAUGUGAUUUAGCAUGAAUGCUUUUGUCUGCUUGUGCUCAUAUGAUUUGAGGUCACACCACAUAUUGCUGCUCAAAUAAUUUACAAACAUAACUGAGCACGUUAAACAUUAAUUAAUAUUGGCUGUGUCAAAUGUACAUUAUUCUCUGACUACUUACAUAGAUAGGCGGCUAGCUCCAGUGAUACCAUAGUCAAGAUUUUAAAAGUGAUACAAGCAUUAAAAGUACCACUGUUUUAGAUGCUACUAAUCAUCACCACUGUCUUAUUUAUAACAAUGUAUGAACUUGACAACUGAUGCCACACAGUACAAUCAAAUAAUGUCUAUACAUCAACCAUGAAGUCUUAAGUGUUACUGCUCUUCGGCUUUGUAUGGAGGACUGGCCCGUUUGCAGCAUAAAGAUCACAAACAGAGUUAACAGCAUCAUCUGCAAAUGUAGAGAUUCACAUGACAGAAUACUGAUGAAGAUAAGUACUGAGCUUAACUACCAAGACUGGGGACAAGUCACACACACAUACACUCAACAAAGGGACAUGAAACAGGGCUGUUUGUGCAUGCAGGUUAUUAUGUAUUUGUCUUAAAGUGUGUUCACAUGUCUCUGUGUGUUUGGCUGCUUUGUAUUCCUGCACCUCUGUCUAUGAUGUGCAUGUACAUUGUAUGUCAUGUGUGUAUUCUAUCUUUGUGGGUGAGUCUGAUUUAAGCUGCUGAUUAUAUUACCAGCAGGGUAAUCUUUAGCUUCCAGCCGCCAUUAGUGACUACCCUAACAGAAGAUUAAGCUCUGUGAUUGGACACUUGCACUGAAAUGCAUCUCGGGAGUUGUAGUCAACUUUAGAUCUGCAACGAUUAGUCGAUUAACUGAUUCAACAGAAAAUUAA